GCGCGCGGACCUGUUCCCACGUUACCGCCACGCUCGCACGGAAUCGCACCCUCGGCGCAUCGUCGCCGGACGUGAGCCACGAGCCUAACAGCCGCGUCGCGUCCCCGUCGGGAAACAUUUCUGACUCGUUUAGCUUUUGUUCAGAUAACUUCGCUCUAAUAAACUCUAGCACUAUCACCGGUAUUCACUCACCACCUGAGGAGGUUGGGUCAAGAGGGUGACGGUUGAAUAAUAUGUAAAACGUCACUGGACAGUGACGACAUCCAGACAGCAGUUGCACUUGGUGUACGCCUUCGCUGCUCUCUAGCGUCCAAGAACGAAGAUGGGCAAGAAAAAUUCAAAACUAAAGCAAGACACGAUUGACAGAUUGACAAAUGCGACAUACUUUACAGAAAAGGAAAUAAGGCUCUGGCACAAAGGCUUUCUAAAGGACUGUCCAAACGGAUUGCUGACUGAACAGGGCUUUAUCAAGAUCUACAAACAAUUCUUCCCUCAAGGUGACCCCAGUAAAUUUGCUUCGCUAGUGUUUCGAGUUUUCGAUGAAAACAAUGACGGGUCCAUUGAGUUUGAAGAGUUUAUACGAGCUCUUUCGGUGACGUCACGGGGAAAUCUGGACGAAAAGUUACAUUGGGCAUUUCGCCUGUACGACGUCGAUAACGAUGGAUAUAUAACAAGAGACGAAAUGUAUAACAUAGUGGAUGCGAUCUACCAGAUGGUGGGGCAAACACCACAGCCCGAGGAUGAAAAUACGCCCCAGAAGCGGGUCGACAAAAUCUUCGAUCAGAUGGACAAGAACCACGACGACCGUCUCACCCUUGAGGAGUUUCGAGAAGGGAGCAAGGCCGACCCACGCAUUGUUCAGGCCCUAUCUCUUGGGGGCGAUUAAUCGACGGUCAUCCUCUCGCCGGAUUUCUCAUUUACUUCUGAAACAUAAACCACCCCCUUACUUACUUGUUUCUUUUAUUUGCCUAUGACUCUAUCAACGUCACAGAGUUAUUACCUAAUCAGACAUUCAAAAUCUAAACACGCUUGAUAAAAACAUUUUAAAUACAAAAAUUUCGUUUGAAGCAUGGUUACAAUUUGAAUGUCAGGUAAAUAAGCCCCGGGUCCUGAGCUAAGAUUCUUUAUUUAUGGCAUUCAUUUUGCAACCUACCCGCAAAUGUAAUUUAUGACGUCAACCCGUUAUUGUAUAAAGAAUUUCACGCAUAAUACACGAAUCCGAUGUCAUAGAGAUUCAGGGCCUUGAUCGUAUGAAAUGUCUUUGGCUAUCCAUUUGCAAUACAAAUAAAGUUUUAAUUUUGUAUGCUUCUUAUUUGCCAAUAUGAAUUCGAAAGGUGUUAGUCAGUUUGAUAAUUUGAUUGGUGUCAGGUUGGUUAUCUUAGCAUUUAGAAACAUUUAUCUAAAGUUGAUCGUAUUUACAUUACAAUUCGUUCUGAGUUAUCUUACCUCUGUCUAUAACGUUGGUAAAACUGUAGGUAACUGUACCUAGCAUAUUGUUGUGACCACAGUUGUGACGGAUACGAAACAAUCAGAUUGAUGAUUAUGUUUUAUCCUGAAUAGGGACGGAUUGGAGUUAACCCAAUCAAUAAAUUAAAUCAUUCGUUAAUUCAUUUAAUCACGUUACUAAUAUUGCUUGUAGAAUAACAUAUUUACGAGUACAAAACUAACAAGUAUGGUAACAAAAUUUUAAUACUCAUAUAGUUAACUGGAAGUAAUGACAAAUUUCAGAGGUAAAAUAACUCUGAUUGUACGCUAGUAUGAUUUAUUUUUCGAUUGUUUAUCAGGUACAAUUGGAUUACUAUAUUAGGAACGAUCCUUUGAAAGUACAACAUAU
Maniola jurtina (meadow brown) is the source of this 1834-nucleotide messenger RNA. Its product is annotated as frequenin-1. The transcript is spliced from 8 exons. Gene Ontology annotation, molecular function: calcium sensitive guanylate cyclase activator activity; calcium ion binding. The record is from RefSeq and is a predicted model, not a curated record. Bases 323 to 886 code for a protein of 187 amino acids. Lineage: Eukaryota; Metazoa; Arthropoda; Insecta; Lepidoptera; Nymphalidae.